This is a messenger RNA of Xyrichtys novacula (pearly razorfish), 4948 nucleotides long. NCBI's taxonomy places the organism in Eukaryota, Metazoa, Chordata, Actinopteri, Labriformes, Labridae. The record is from the annotation of a GenBank genome assembly.
AUGAUUCACAUAAUCUGUCUGCUGAUGUUGCUUCCUGAAGGUGAGUAAAAACUUCAAACCUACAGAUAAGAUAAGAGACACUUUUAGGACAGUUUUAAUAACUUUUUGCUCUUGUUGUUUUAAGGUUGUUCAUUUCUCUUUAAAAAGAAAUUCAAGGGUUGUUGCAGUUUUACUUAUAAAACUGAUUCCUAUUACAAAUAUACCACUCUGCCUUUUAAGUAAAGAGCAGAACAACGUGGACGUUCAUUUUUGCAUUUGAUUUCUAACUCACUGUAUUUAUUCCCAAGGGGAUAAUUUCACUUUCUGAAACUCUGAAAUUGUUUAACUAAGAAGUUCAAAGAAUCUGUCGAAGGUACUUUUUCUUCAUGAUUGACCAAACACCAAAAAAAUGUUCCCACUAUAGAUGAUUUCAAGUCAAGUCAAAGUCAACUUUAUUGUCAAAUAUGCUAUGUUAAACAUACAGCACAGAUGAAACUUCAGUCCUCUUAGACCCACGGUGCAUGAGAAUAAACUAUAAGAAUAAAACUAUAAAAGUAUAAAUAUAGAAUAAACAACUAAGCUAGACAAAAGACUACCUUAAAUACUCUCAAUUUACAAAAUAAAGAUAAUAUAAACAGCAUAACAGUAUAAUCAGUGUAACAGUAUAAAUAUAAGCAAGAAUGUGAGUGGAAUAAAGUGAAUGUAAACAGUAUGGCAGUCCUGAUGUGGACACAAUAGUGCAAAUAGUGCAAUACAGAACAGCAACAGCAAUAACAUAGAAUACAAUAUUUUUAUACUGAUUAAAGAGGUGCUACUAUGCUUAUUUUGCCCUCCUGAAAGCUACUUAGCAGCAUUCCUGAAGCCUCCUCCACUGUUACCAUGCAACAAAGUUGUGUUUCUUUUUCUAAAACGACAAUUUGUACAUUUUAAGGAGAUUUAAGGUAUAGCUAUUCAGAGCACCCUGUAGUCUCAUCUGGAAUUACUUCAACACACAUUAACCUUGUAAUCUGAAACGUUGCUCAUGUAUAGUACUGAUGUCAAACACUCUAACAUAAGAUUUGUUUUUAAAGUAUGAAAAAAGCAUAAUAUCACUCUCUAAGCGUACCGGCAAGAACAUGUGAAUGAAAACAUUGUUCGAAAAGUAACGUCUAGGUGUUGCCACACAGCCUUUAAAUAGUAUUUCUUACACGUCUACAUAUGUUGUAAGAAUAGCUACAUCACUAUUUUCAGCGGUUUUGUUUGCUUGUCACAAUGACUAAUGACCCCACUUUCCCCCUGCAGUGGCUCACUCAGCUCAGGGUCACUUUGCUCACAAGCUCCUGAAGGAUUUGAUGGAGAAUUAUUCAAGCGCUCUGCGGCCUGUAGAGGAUACAGACCGAGCACUCAAUGUCACCUUACAGAUCACCCUCUCUCAGAUCAAAGACAUGGUGGGUACCAGUUCAUCCUCAUCAUCCCUCAAAUCAGAACUUGAGCCACAUGUCAUCGCAAGCAGUUUAUAUGACUGCAUGAAAUUAAUAUCAAAAUAAGAUAUGUUUUAAAUGACACAACCAUCUGUACCUGAUGGAUUUAACUGUAAGUCAUUUCCUUUUUGGGAUACAUCUGCAAAUCUGUCUCUGUUAAACCAAAAUAUAUUUGCUGGAGUGUAUGACUGACAGACCUCCUCCUGUACAGGACUGGCCUACUGUUACUCAUCUGUCUCAGGUUCCAGUUCAGGUUCAGUGCUGUGUCAUUCCACAGUGAAUAAGCACUUGUUUGGUGCACGUGAGUUUGCAGUAUGUGGCUGAAGACAGAUUAGAGCUGGUUGUAAUGUUUCUGUGGUACGCCUGAGUGUCAGUUUGUCAAGGUUGUCAGGAGAUAUACCACUAACAGGUAUUAGUGUCCUAUUACCCAGAGUACUUAUGCUGUAGUGAAGCUCUGGCAGUCAUCUCCACCCACCUCCAUCAGUCACUAGCUCUACCCAUCCACCUGAUACUUACAGACAGGUCAGCUGUUGCGAUGAUCAGAAGCUUGUCAGCCCCAGUGAUGCUCAUAGGAAGUCAAUGAGCUGCAGACAGGAGCCUGAGAGGAUCUUUCUUAAAGCUGUUAGUAUGUCUAGUGAUUAUUGUGUUUGAGUAUGUGCAAUUACAGUCUAAUCAAAAUCGUGUGUAUGUUUUUGGGUACAAAGGAUGAGAGAAAUCAGGUGCUGAUUGCGUACCUGUGGAUUCGCCAGACGUGGCAUGAUGCAUACCUGAGGUGGAAUAAGGAAGACUAUGAUGGACUGGAGGUGAUCCACAUCCCAAGCAGCCUGGUGUGGAGGCCUGACCUCGUCCUCUAUAACAAGUAUGCCCGUACGUCAGACACACACACUGGCACUCACACAUUCAGUCUAUAAGGAUCAGAUCCUGCUGUUUCAUCUCAUUUUGUUUUUUUGUUAGAGCAGCAGCAUCUUGAUUUGGCUUUGUGUUGGGGUCCUGCUCAACCUGUUGGGUUUACAGUCUGCUGUAACAACAUGUUCACUGUCAUUUCUUACAAAGAAAAUUAAGGGAUUACAGAAGUGUAAAAUUAGGUAUGUUGUUUUUUUUGAGGCUCUCAUAAACCUCUAAAGUGUAGGUUUUAUUGCAAGAGUGUAAGGCAGAGUUAAGCACACUCCAUUUUCUGAUGAAAACACAAAAAGUAAUCAACGCAAACAAGAUCCUCUUUCCACUCAGUUUUAUCAAACACAUGUCAGGUUUUAUGCUUCUUUAAUAGUGGACUUCACCAGCAUUGAGCCAUGACCUGUCAAAUUCCUGUGAAUAUUUUCUCCUUCAGAGCUGACGAUGAUUUCUCAGGGCCUAUGGACACCAACGUGAGACUGCGCUACAACGGAGAGCUCACCUGGGAUGCUCCUGCCAUUACCAAGAGCUCCUGUGUAGUGGAUGUCUCCUACUUUCCCUUUGACAGUCAGGAAUGUAACCUGACAUUUGGUUCCUGGACCUACAAUGGAAACCAGGUAAGAGAUCAGACACACAUUCGAUCUUGCCAACAUGAUGAUGAGUGGAGGUGCUUUGCAUACACUUGCUCCAUACACUUAUCCAUAACUGUGUUUUCAGGUAGAUAUCAUUAUGGGCAUGGACAGCGGUGACCUGUCUGACUUUGUGGAAAAUGUGGAGUGGGAGUGCCGUGGCAUGCCGGCCACUAAGAAUGUCAUCAUGUAUGGCUGCUGCUCUGACCCGUAUCCAGACAUCACCUAUACAGUCCUCCUUCAGCGCCGCUCCUCUUUUUACAUCUUCAACCUCCUUCUCCCAUGCUUCCUCAUCUCCUUUUUGGCUCCUCUGGGUUUCUACCUGCCUGCAGACUCUGGAGAGAAAGUAUCCCUUGGAGUGACAGUUCUUCUGGCUCUCACUGUGUUCCAGCUAAUGGUGGCAGAAAGCAUGCCUCCAUCUGAGAGCGUGCCCCUUAUAGGUAAGAGUACAUUUAUGGAAAAACAUGACAAAACCAGGACAGAAUUAGCUAACAACCAGCAGCUUGGCUACAGGUAUGGCAGCACAGGGCAGUCAUUCCUAAUUAAGAAUGAAAUCUGUCAACAGAAAUAAGACAACUUGUCACAAAACUCUCUUGACCCUCUCUCCUGUGCUCACCAGAGUGCUCGGCUGGAAACUCACCAUAUAAUCCUGACUACAGUUUUUAGCAGCCGUCAUUCUCAGGAUUGGAAGAAAAAUUUGCUGUCAUAAUGUUGUGCUGCUUGAUUGAAGGAGUCUGAAAAUUCUUAAUUUCAGUUGUUCCUCAAUAGCCAGUAUAGCUAAAAGACCAACGAGGAGGGAAAAUUAAGGAGACACAAAGCAAGUGUUAUUCAACAGCUACCAUUUACAUCCAUCAAUUUCUUUGUUUACAUUACAGUUAAUUAGAGAUACAUGAUACAUAGGAAAAACCUAACUCCCUAGUAAAUGUGUUGCUCACUAACAGCAAUGUUGGACAGGUUCAGUGCUUAGUUGGUGGUAUCCAAGCUGUGAAUUUCUAGCCAGCAUCCAUCAGGAAUCUUGCAUUACCAUUUAAUGGUGAUGAUAGCCAGGAAAGGGUUGAAAACUCUCUUAAACCUUUGUUUUUUUUCACAUGUUGUUUAACCUUGAAAUCUGGCCUAAUGUCUCUAGUGCAGCCUUUAAGACAUCACUGAACCAGUUGGUCAGAGUAAGACUUUUCAAGAAUCCUAACAGCAAACUCCUCUCCUGUCUGUUUCUGUUCCUGCACAGGGAAGUACUAUAUUGCUACUAUGACCAUGGUCACAGCCUCCACAUCGCUCACCAUUUUUAUCAUGAACAUCCACUUCUGUGGCGCAGAGGCUAAACCAGUCCCUCACUGGGCCAAAGUCCUCAUCAUUGACUACAUGUCCAAGAUUUUCUGUGUUUAUGAGGUGGGUGAGAACUGUGCCUCAGCAUCCACCUCCACCUCUACUUCCUCCCUUCAUUCCCCCCAGGAUGACAUCCGUUACCAGCACCACAAGUCCCACGUUCAUGCAAACGGUAAACCAGGGAACCAUGCCAGUGGACAUGACUGGCAGAGUCAGAAAUACCCCAGACCUCAGACCCCCAAGCCGCAGCACCAUCCCAGGGUGAGAGCCCAGCAUCACAUCACUAGAGAAGGGAGGAGCCACCUCUCCAGUUCUGCGCCUGGAAAAUAUCAGGGCUCUAACGGAAAGAUCCUUACAGGUGAUUGUUGCAAAGAAGACCAGAAGGUCCCCUGUUAUGCUGAAGACCAAAAGCUUCCAUCUACAGGCCCCACUGUUACCUUUGGCCCCUGUGUGUUCUGUAGCUAUGGUAGUGGUCUCCCUGGCGUGGACACCAAGCUAGUGUGCAAUGUUGAGUAUAUCGCAAACUGUUUCCGAGAGCAGAGGGCCACGUGUGCCAAAGGUGCAGAGUGGAAGAAGAUUGCUAAAGUGAUGGACCGAUUCUUUAUGUGGAUCUUCUUCAUCAUGGUUUUUCUCAUGAGCAUCCUCAUCAUUGGCAAGGCACCGUGA